This is a messenger RNA of Oncorhynchus gorbuscha (pink salmon), 1147 nucleotides long. RefSeq lists its product as uncharacterized. The record is from RefSeq and is a predicted model, not a curated record. The coding region runs from base 100 to 723 and encodes 207 amino acids. Lineage: Eukaryota; Metazoa; Chordata; Actinopteri; Salmoniformes; Salmonidae. The transcript has 3 exons.
GAUAUAAUGAUACAUAUCUUAGAUUCUAUAGCUAUAGAUAGACCCACAGUAGAUAGAUAUACUGGUGCAUAGAUAUAGUGAGACCUAGACACUGAAGCCAUGUUCGCUCUAUGUGCCACGACUCUCCUGUACUUCCUGCCUUUUAGCCAAUCAGCUCCUGCUGCAGCUCUAGCCUGUGAGGACCUCCUUAAGCCCAUGGAUCCACCACGACUAGACCAGCAGCUCUUGAGGAAAUGGGCCCUCGUCGCAGGCAGCCUGAGCCACCCUGCAUCCCUGGAGAGUCUCAAGACCAGAGACGGCAUCACCAUGGAGUUUUCACCCUCCACCCCCAACACCACCCAGAACUCCAACACCACCACAACCGUCCACUACACCCAGACUAACCGUUUCGGCAGCCGAUGCGAGUCUCUAACCUACAAUAUCUCACUCAUCAACGACAACAGCACCUUCCAGUUCGACGUGGGGGGCCGAUUCAACCUCACUGGGGUCUUCCUGGAGACCUCCUGCCCAGACUGUCUGGUGAUGAAGUGGGAGGUGAGCUCCAGGAGGAGGGAGUCCACGGACCUGUACCUGCUGAGGAAGACGGAGGGUGGGAGAGAGGUGGAGGAAGAGGAGAUGGAAGAGUUCAGGAAACAGGUGGAGUGUAUGGGGCUGCCGCCGCCAGUGGUGAUGGAGCCGGGGGAUGCCCUCUGUGGUUCCUAUCAGCUCCCCUGGAAACACUGAGGACGAGGAGGAGACGACGAAGCUCGAUCAGAGAGUGGGGGCCGUGAGACCGAUGUAGAGACACGUUUUCUGUCAUCUGUUUUGUAAUCCAAUAUUUCUGUGUUUACUGUUUGUCGAUGACCUGUAGAAUUUUGAGGGGAAAAAGAUGCACGAUUUGUCAUAUUAUUCUGUCUUCUUUGCUUCUUUAACAGAUGUAAUUACGUUCACAGACUGAUUUAAUGUCCCAGAGUUGAAGCUAAUUCACAGAGACAGUGGGAUCCAGCGGGAAUGUCGGGACGUCAUUAGGACUCUAUGCACAAUGGGAAAGAAAAGUAUUUUAUAAUUGGAUUACUUUUGUAUAAUUUGGCAUAACCUCAUUUGUCCAUGCAUUAAAGUUCUCAUACUGUUAAUUCUCAGAUUAAACUGGAUGGAACAGUGAACAAUU